GACUGCAAGCCAAACUGAAACUACGGUCUACAAAGGCUGUAGGAGAUGACCGUCGAAAUGAGCAACUUAACAGUGAGUUAUCAAGUCCGUUAGAAAAUCAAAGUCCUGUAAAGACUGAAAUGGAAACCAAGAUUAUGCCAUUAAGAAGUACGCGGGUUCUCCGAAAGGAGGCAGAAGCGAGUGAUGCUGCUUUGUUGCAGAAGCCAAGUGUAGCAUCUUUAGAGACCUUUUCUGCAAGUGGAGAUGAAAGCAGUUCUUCCCCAUCAGAAAAACCCAAAAGAAUGCCAUUAAGAAGUGAGCGCAGUAAGGUUGAAAUGUCCCACCAGUCUGUUACUCAGUCAUCACCAGCGGACAACAAGAAAUUGGCUUUAAGAUCACAAAGAUUGGCUGUAGCUUCUACCAGUGCUCUUACUGUAGAUGAAAGACAGAGUGACGUAACUUCCCCCAUCAGAAUCAUUUCAGAAAGGGUAACCAAAGCUCAGGUGAAGCCCCUUCCAGUGGCUGUUGCAUCUGUGUUGCCCCACAGCUCAGCCAUUCCUGUCAUUACACCAAGACAUGAACGCCCAAAACAAGCUAACAAAUUCUUUCAGAAUCUGACUGGAGAAGAAAACCAACACCUAAUUACAAAUCUGAACGUUAAGUAUGAUAAAAUGCAAAAAGGCUGGGUGCAGCUGGACAAAGAGGGUCAUCCAGUAACAAAAUACAAAAACAAAUCUGACAGACAGGCAGCUAUAUGGAAAAGUAAACGCAGGGCCCGAAAAUCGAAGUCUUCAGAACACCAGAAAUACUCACCGGUCCAAAUGCUCUUCAUGAAAGGUUUUAAUCUCACCAGUAUUUGUCGCUGGUUCCUUGACACAACAGAAACAAAGUCCCUCGUCAUUGUCAAGAAGGUGAAUACACGUCUUCCGUCAGAAACCCAGCUGUGCUUCCACAGCUCAUCUAGCGCUUCAGGGACCUCUCAGGGGGUAUUUCCAAGCCUACAGGCAGAACGCUUAAAGAAACAUUUGAAAAAGUUUGCCAUUGCCUCUCCUGUAAAGAGCAACCCAAAGAAUCAGAAACUGAUUGCUAAAGCGCUGGAGCAAGAAGCAAACGCAGUGAAAGGGAAAGAGAGAGGAGAGUCUCCCAGUACUACUCAGUCCCACUCGUCUGCCAAAGCCUGUGGACAAACGGUUGAAUCACAGAAAUCCUCUGGUAAAUCAAAGAAUCCAGCUAGUGCAAGGAUCUUAAGGAAAUACUCAAACAUCAGAGAGAAGAUGCAGGUUCAGCAAACCAAUGUUAGACUCAAAAAGGCCUCGAAAACUUUAAAAAACAACAAUAUGAAAAGACUGGCCACCAAAAAGUCGUCCGCCAAGUCAAAUCUGAAACCAUCUCUAAAGGCAAAAAAAUCCCCCCUCCCUGUUGGUAAACAAAUGAAAGCAUCUGCAGCUCGAAUGGAAAGAAGGAAAACGUUGGCUGGCAAAAAAACUACAAAGCAUCCUGCUCAACAGAGGACAGUCAAAGCUCAGGGCAGUAGUCGGGCUUCAAGAGACGCAACUAAAAAUGACGAAUUGCCAAAGAGAUGUUCUCAACGACUUGGGUCUCCGAAACAAUCUGAACAUACCCCUGUCGACACAUCUAAGAGCAAGGUCGACAAUAAGAAGCAAAUUGAAGCGGAGAAAAUAGAGGUUGAAAAACCCACCAAAAUCCAAACAAAGGAAUCUUCACAAAGUACUGUCCCUGAAGUCAAAGACACAGAGCAUGCUGUUGACACCCCACAGCAGGGCGUGGAUGUCAAGUCUCCGACCUCACCGGAUCAGGUGCUAACAAGGUCCCAGAGAAAGAUCGAGACGGCAGUCUCUUUGCGUGGAAGCCCCAGUCCUGCUUCAAAGAGGGCCACAAAGUCCAUGAAGACACAAAAUCCCUCCCCUAAAGCGGUCAGAAGAAGCGAGGAGCCCGCGCCGACGAGGCGAGGGGCUGUCAGGCCCCCUUCAAAGAGAAAGCGUGCCGCCUCGAUGCCGCGCAGUGCAACAAAAUCGGCAACCAAGAGAGCUCGGGAGCUUUCGCGGACCCCAGCUAAGCGCACCAGGACGUCGCUCUCAAAAUGAGGAUUUUGUCUAACUUCAUUUGGAAUAUAUUCAGAAGGCUCAAAAGUGUCUAUUUUCUACUCUCACCAAACUCUUCAGAGGGCACCUUUUUUCAGUCGGCAAAUAUGUGAAGCAGGAACAGAUUUUGAAAGUAAUUUAUGCUUCAGGGACUACAGACGAGUCCCGUGUGAUGUCUAGCAGGUGUAGUUUCUCUUUGGCUUUCGGUUUCAGCACUCUGCGACACGGCUGGAGAGCAUGGCCCUGUCAAACCUCAUUUUAGAAGUUGGAAGAACGACCUUAAAUUCACUCCCCAUUCUGUGUUGAUUCUUUUUUUCUUUUCUUUUUUUUUGCCAUUUAGUUUAUCAUUUUAGUUUUAGAUUAUAGCAUGCGCUGCAGUUAUUCUUCAGCGCUUGCUAUGAGAAGGGACAUCAGCUUUUCAAUACACGUUUUACUUACAGAAGUAGGCAAUGUGUAUCUCCAGCCUGUCUUCCAAUCACACAACUGAAUAUGUGACUAUUGUGACCCGGUGCCUUAUUUAUGAAGUGUAAAGUCAUGGAAUGAGUUGCUAAAUGUGAAAACCUGUUAUUUUGUUAUAACAACUUUAGAUUCCUGGACAGGUAGUCAAAAUUCAUUUGCUUCACAGAGUGUUUGUAAAUAGUUUCCGUUCCCCACAAUAUGUGCCUCGAGCAUCAUCUGUAAAUUCUUAUCUUGAUUGAGGCAUUUAAAUUUUCUGAUUUAAUCUUACCUGCCAGGUUUAUUUUUAUAUUCUCAUUUUGCCAGAGCAUUAACUUAAUAUUGUUCUUACUAUAGUUGUACUAGAUGUUAAAGCAAAUACGAGUCUGAAUUGCUAAAACAGAGAAGUGUGAUCUGUAUGUGUCAUGACAAACGUUUGUAUUUUUUAUUUUCUUAUAUUUUUGGGGUUGUUUUCAUCACUGUGUAGCUCUGCAGUCACUUCUGACCAUUGCACCCAUUGUUAUAUUUCACCUGCUUCUUGCAUGUGUGCAAGUCUUGUUAAUGUGGCGACAAUUUUUGCAACUUGCAUUAGAGCGGUUGCCUUUCUACAACUGAAACCCCAAACUAUAUUUAUGCCUCUGAGCUUUGAAAAUACUAACCUCAUUCAAUAAUAUGUAUGCGCAUUUAGUGCCCAUCAAAAUGCUGUACUGAAAAACUAUCUGAAAUCACUUUGAGAUCCUGGCUUCUAUCACUUUGCAACAAUAUUUCAUAACAGCAAAAACCUGAAAAGUAUGUAUAUUUAGUUGGUUAAUAUGAAUGAAGUUUGCGGCCACUUGAGCAUUAAUAGCAGAUUACAGGGUGAUGAAUUCCUUCCCUAAUUAUACACGAGUUGGAUAUGGUAUUUUUGGGGUAGUCUAGUCACACUUGUGAAUCAAAAGUAUUUUGCAGUUUUAUGUUAUUUGUUUUAUUAUUGUUGGACAAAUGUUCUCAUAUUGUGAAGUUUCUUAACUUCCAGUAGUAUCUUGCAUUAGUGUAUAGUCAAUUGUCAUUUUUAGCACAGUGUUAUUUUUUAUUAUGUUCAUUUCUCUUAGAGGGUAAAUCAUCUGUAAAUGCAAAACAUGUCUCGUGUUUUUAUUGUUAUUUAAGAACUCCAUGUAGGCUAACGGAUUUAGCAAAUCUAAACCAGCCCACCAAAUCAGACUUGAACAUGUUUAUUUGCAGUUGCUAUUUAAAGAUUUUGGUUGUGUAUAUUAGAAAGAAAUAACUGCUUUAUUUGUGGUAAUCCCAAGAAUGAUACAUCUUUAUGUUAAGAACUUUGUAUUUUUGCUGGAGUUGAUAUAAAGAUGUUGGAAUUUUA
Molecule: messenger RNA, 3873 nt
Organism: Cyclopterus lumpus (lumpfish)
Lineage: Eukaryota; Metazoa; Chordata; Actinopteri; Perciformes; Cyclopteridae
Product: serine/arginine-rich splicing factor 4
Exons: 1
Coding region: 120-2084 (654 amino acids)
Source: RefSeq, a predicted model, not a curated record